Messenger RNA from Nymphaea colorata (pocket water lily), 1523 nucleotides. RefSeq names its product actin-like. Lineage: Eukaryota; Viridiplantae; Streptophyta; Magnoliopsida; Nymphaeales; Nymphaeaceae. Bases 206 to 1339 code for a protein of 377 amino acids. The transcript has 5 exons. The record is from RefSeq and is a predicted model, not a curated record.
UUUCUUUCGACCACCCGCUCCCUACCCUUGAAAAACGGAUCCAUCCAACCCUCCCGCUUUGGCUUUUGUUCCCUCCUCUCGCUCGACUUUCGUUUCUUCCCUCCCCUUUCCCUUCUCGCGGGAGACAUAGGAAGAAGAAGCGAGAGGAAGAAGAAGAGGGCCCUCUGCUUCAGCUGUAUCUUUGUACGAGGUUUAAUAUAGAUAAAUGGCUGACUCCGAAGAUAUCCAGCCCCUCGUUUGUGAUAAUGGAACUGGAAUGGUGAAGGCUGGUUUUGCUGGCGAUGAUGCUCCAAGGGCAGUCUUCCCAAGUAUUGUUGGCCGGCCUCGACAUACAGGUGUUAUGGUUGGAAUGGGACAAAAGGAUGCAUAUGUUGGUGAUGAAGCCCAGUCCAAAAGAGGUAUCCUCACCUUAAAGUACCCAAUUGAGCAUGGGAUUGUUAGCAACUGGGAUGACAUGGAGAAGAUCUGGCAUCACACCUUCUACAAUGAGCUCCGUGUUGCCCCAGAGGAGCACCCUGUUCUUCUUACUGAAGCUCCACUGAACCCAAAAGCCAACAGGGAGAAGAUGACACAGAUCAUGUUUGAAACGUUUAAUGUUCCUGCCAUGUAUGUGGCCAUUCAGGCCGUUCUCUCUCUUUAUGCCAGUGGACGUACCACAGGUAUCGUAUUGGAUUCCGGUGAUGGAGUCAGCCACACAGUGCCUAUCUAUGAAGGUUAUGCUCUUCCUCAUGCCAUCCUCCGGCUUGACCUUGCUGGUAGGGAUCUGACUGAUGCACUCAUGAAGAUUCUCACUGAAAGAGGAUAUUCCUUCACAACAACUGCUGAACGGGAAAUUGUCCGUGACAUGAAGGAGAAGCUUGCUUAUGUUGCCCUUGACUUUGAGCAAGAGCUUGAGACUGCUAAGACCAGUUCUUCCAUUGAGAAGAGCUAUGAGCUGCCCGAUGGACAAGUCAUUACAAUUGGAGCUGAGCGUUUCCGAUGUCCAGAAGUGCUGUUCCAGCCAUCUCUCAUUGGUAUGGAAGCUGCUGGCAUCCAUGAGACCACAUACAACUCCAUCAUGAAGUGCGAUGUUGAUAUUAGGAAGGACUUGUAUGGAAACAUUGUGCUUAGUGGUGGAUCAACCAUGUUCCCUGGCAUUGCUGACCGUAUGAGCAAGGAGAUCACUGCCUUAGCUCCCAGCAGCAUGAAGAUCAAGGUGGUGGCACCGCCUGAAAGGAAAUACAGUGUCUGGAUUGGAGGCUCAAUCUUGGCAUCGUUGAGCACAUUCCAACAGAUGUGGAUAUCAAAGGCAGAGUAUGACGAAUCCGGCCCGUCCAUUGUCCACCGGAAAUGCUUCUAGGUCUGGUUGUCUGAGCUUUUUGAUUUGAGUUCCAGUAGCGUUUGUGGAGUCGGAUGUUUCGUUGUGAAAUCAUCUCCAUUUGUUAUAUCCCAAGCUGAAAUUUGUUCUCCCUCUCUAUAUGUUAUAUAAUAGCAUGAACUCUCAAGUGUAGGUUGGAUUGCAUAUCUUUAGCUAGUCUUAUUCA